GAAAACUUUACUUUGUACUCGAAGAUAAUUUACUUCAAGCAAGAGGAUUUUAGGUGAUGCUGACAUUUCAGAGAUCUGGGAAAAUAGGGUAAUAAUAUGACACCAGCUCUUAAGCAGCAACAUCUGCUGUGGUUCAAAGCCACACAAAGAAAGCUGCUUAAGCAGUUAAAUGUUUUGGACUGCACAGACAAGUGUGGUUCAACUGCAAAGACUGCAGAGUAGAGGAAGCUUAUAUUUAGAGAAGUUGUUAAAAAAUGGAGUCGUGGAAGAUAAACAUCUUUAAGAAACAAACAUCUUCUCAUCCUCCAAGUUUUGGAAGAUCUUUGUCAGAACCUGCUUAUGCAAAUUCAAAGAUAGAAACAAAUUUAAAUACUUAUCCAUGGUGUGGUGCAGUGAAAAGCAAGAAGAAAAAAAGUGAAUAUGCUGUUUCCAAUCUAGAAAAGCCACUGGGUGCUUACAGAUGGCAAAAAUACCCUGGCUUUAGGAAGAAAAGGAGCAAAGAAGAGAGAUUGCAAAAUAAUAAAGGAGACCUAGAUGAACUACAGCAAAAGUUUCUGCCAGAGAUGGACAGUAAUAGUGCUUCUACUAAUGAGGUCCCUGGAAUAUCAUCAGAGAAGCUGAACUUGUUCAACUCCCCUUCACUUCGAGCCCCAUUCAACAGAUCUAUUUCAGAACCAGAACCUUGUAGCAGUAAUAGGUUUAUUAGAUCAUUGGCAUCUUCAGUGGGAACAGUGGAAUCUGAACAACAGAGAUAUUUCAUCCGUGGGAUUUUCUCUACUCUUUCCAAUGGCUUCUUCAGAAUGCUCAGUCUAAAAGGAGAAUCAACCAAUGAGCCAGUAGAAGAAGAUGUGAAGGGACCACCCACUCAUCGCUUGUCUUGUGGUCAGUCACCCUACACUGAGACAACAACGUGGGAGCGGAAGUACUGCAUUCUCACAGACAGCCAGUUGGUGUUGCUCAAUAAGGAGAAAGAGAUACCUGGGGAAGGACAGGAACAACAGACAGAUUCCACCAAAGGGCGAUGCCUAAGGAGAACUGUCAGCGUCCCUUCCGAGGGUCAGUUUCCUGAGUACCCACCAGAGGGCACCGCUAAACUGGAGGUGCCAGCAGAAAGGUCCCCCCGCAGACGGAGCAUCUCAGGGACCAGUACAUCAGAGAAGCCCAACUCCAUGGACACAGUAAAUACCUCACCAUUCAAAGUACCAGGAUUCUUCAGCAAGCGCCUGAAAGGCUCUAUCAAGAGGACCAAAAGCCAGUCUAAGCUUGACCGAAACACGAGCUUUCGGCUUCCAUCCCUUCGCAAUACAGACGACAGGUCUCGUGGGCUGCCCAAACUAAAAGAGUCACGUUCCCAUGAAUCCUUGCUGAGCCCAUGCAGUGCAGUGGAAUGUCUGGAUCUUGGUAGAGGGGAGCCUGUGGCAGUGAAACCGCUUCAUAGUAGCAUCCUUGGACAAGACUUCUGCUUUGAGGUCACCUAUUUAAGUGGAAGUAAAUGCUUCAGCUGUAACUCUGCCUCAGAGAGAGAUAAGUGGAUGGAAAACCUUCGCAGAACAGUUCAACCAAAUAAGGACAAUUGCAGACGAGCCGAAAAUGUUCUCCGUUUAUGGAUCAUUGAAGCCAAGGAUCUUGCCCCUAAAAAGAAAUAUUUCUGUGAACUGUGCCUUGAUGAUACCCUCUUUGCUCGUACAACCAGCAAGACCAAAGCUGACAAUAUAUUCUGGGGUGAACAUUUUGAAUUCUACAGCCUUCCACAUCUCCAUAGCAUCACAGUUCACAUUUAUAAGGAUGUGGAGAAAAAGAAAAAAAAGGACAAGAAUAAUUAUGUAGGGCUAGUCAACAUUCCCACUGCCAGUGUGACUGGUCGCCAAUUUGUAGAAAAGUGGUAUCCAGUAAGUACUCCUACACCCAAUAAAGGAAAGACAGGAGGACCUUCUAUUCGAAUUAAGUCACGUUUCCAAACUAUCACCAUUCUGCCUAUGGAGCAAUAUAAAGAAUUUGCAGAAUUUGUCACCAGCAACUAUACCAUGCUAUGUUCUGUUCUUGAGCCAGUAAUUAGUGUGAGGAAUAAAGAGGAGCUGGCAUGUGCCUUAGUGCACAUUCUUCAGAGUACUGGCAGAGCCAAGGAUUUUCUGACCGACUUGGUGAUGUCUGAGGUGGAUCGUUGUGGAGAGCAUGAUGUCUUAAUCUUCAGAGAGAAUACGAUUGCCACCAAAUCCAUUGAGGAGUACCUCAAGUUAGUAGGACAACAAUAUCUUCAUGAUGCAUUAGGGGAGUUCAUCAAAGCUUUGUAUGAAUCAGAUGAGAACUGUGAAGUGGAUCCCAGUAAAUGUUCAUCUAGUGAACUGCUAGACCAUCAGAGCAACCUAAAGAUGUGUUGUGAGCUGGCUUUCUGCAAGAUCAUCAAUUCUUACUGUGUCUUUCCUCGUGAAUUGAAAGAAGUAUUUGCAUCAUGGAAGCAGCAGUGCUUGAACCGAGGCAAGCAAGACAUCAGUGAACGGCUCAUUAGUGCCUCAUUGUUUCUCCGUUUCCUUUGCCCUGCCAUUAUGUCUCCCAGUCUUUUCAACCUUAUGCAGGAAUAUCCUGAUGACCGCACAUCUCGGACUCUAACUCUUAUUGCCAAGGUCAUUCAGAACCUAGCCAACUUUGCCAAGUUUGGUAACAAAGAGGAAUACAUGGCAUUCAUGAAUGAUUUUUUAGAACAUGAAUGGAGUGGAAUGAAGCGCUUCCUUUUGGAGAUCUCUAAUCCAGACACCAUCUCAAACACUCCAGGCUUUGACGGUUAUAUUGAUCUUGGCCGAGAGCUUUCAGUUUUGCAUUCCUUACUGUGGGAAGUAGUUUCCCAACUGGAUAAGGCAACCGUGGCAAAAUUGGGGCCUCUUCCUCGUGUACUUGCUGAUAUUACCAAAUCCCUGACCAAUCCCACACCAAUACAGCAGCAACUGAGACGCUUCACUGAGCAUAACUCCAGUCCAAAUGUUAGUGGAAGCCUCUCUUCUGGAUUGCAGAAAAUCUUUGAAGACCCCACAGAUAGUGAUUUGCAUAAACUAAAAUCUCCAAGCCAGGACAAUACAGAUAGCUAUUUCCGAGGAAAAACAUUAUUACUAGUUCAACAAGCAUCCUCCCAAAGCAUGACUUAUUCGGAAAAGGAUGAAAAAGAAAAUAGUCUUCCUAAUGGUCGAAGCAUCUCCCUCAUGGACCUCCAGGACACUCAUGCCGCUCAGGUGGAGCAUGCAUCUGUUAUGCUUGAUGUGCCUAUGCGCCUGACAGGAAGCCAGCUUUCCAUUACUCAGGUGGCCAGCAUCAAACAACUGCGGGAAACCCAGAGCACACCUCAGAGUGCACCCCAAGUGAGAAGACCCCUACAUCCAGCCUUGAGCCAGCCAGGAAGUCUCCAGCCCUUGUCAUUCCAGAACCCUGUCUAUCACCUCAGUAACCCAAUUCCAACAAUGCCAAAGGCCUCUGUAGAUUCUAGUUUGGAGAAUCUAAGCACUGCCAGUUCUAGAAGCCAAAGUAACAGUGAAGACUUCAAACUCAGUGGACCCAGCAAUAGCAGCAUGGAAGAUUUCACCAAACGUAGCACUCAGAGUGAAGACUUCUCCAGGCGGCACACUGUACCGGAUAGACACAUACCUCUUGCUCUGCCACGACAAAAUAGUACUGGGCAACCCCAAAUCCGAAAAAUGGACCAGGCUGGGUUAGGUGCUCGAGCCAAAGCCCCUCCAUCCCUGCCACACAGUGCUUCCUUACGUAGCACCGGGAGCAUGUCAGUGGCUUCUGCAGCCCUGGCUACUGAGCCUGUGCAGAAUGGGAGUCGGUCUCGGCAACAGUCCUCUUCCUCCAGAGAGAGCCCUGUUCCCAAAGUGAGAGCAAUCCAGAGACAACAGACACAGCAGGUUCAGUCACCUGUGGACUCUGCCACAAUGUCCCCAGUAGAAAGGACGGCAGCCUGGGUUCUGAACAACGGACAAUAUGAAGAGGAUGUGGAAGAAUCUGAGCAAAAUCCAGAUGAAGCUAAGCAUGCUGAGAAGUAUGAACAAGAAAUUAGUAAACUGAAGGAACGCCUGAGGGUAUCCAGUCGACGGCUGGAGGAAUAUGAGCGCCGGUUGCUUGUACAAGAACAGCAGAUGCAGAAGCUGCUACUGGAAUACAAGGCCAGGCUAGAGGACAGUGAAGAGAGGCUGCGCAGGCAACAGGAAGAGAAGGACAGCCAGAUGAAAAGCAUCAUCAGCAGGCUAAUGGCUGUGGAAGAGGAAUUGAAGAAGGAUCAUGCAGAAAUGCAAGCAGUUAUUGAUGCAAAACAGAAAAUCAUUGAUGCACAGGAAAAGCGGAUCGUGUCCCUGGAUUCCGCCAACACGAGACUGAUGAGUGCGCUGACCCAAGUGAAGGAGCGGUACAGCAUGCAGGUCCGCAAUGGUAUCUCCCCCACCAACCCCACCAAGCUUUCCAUCACGGAGAAUGGUGAAUUCAAAAACAGCAGCUGCUGACAGGCUUGAAUACAGACUGUGGAAGGAGACAGAAGGAAACUGACCCACGCUCCUAGUCCCAUCCCUUCACCCAGUCCCUCCAGGUUUACAGAAUGUUGCUACUUCAAAAUGGCAAUGUAGUGAGAAACUCUUAAAUGAAGAAAGGAACCUGUCUUUCAGGGCAUAAAGCGAAGACUUCCAAGGUCAAUGCUUUCCCCCGCGUCUCUAUGUACAUAGGGAACUUAGUUCUGGGCCAUGUACAGAAAAUACCACUGUAAUAUACCAAAAGGAAGUUAAUAAUGUAGAUUACCUUUUUAAUUAUUACUAUUUUUAUUAUUGUUUUCCUCUUGUUGAAAGCACUGCAGUUGUUAGUGGAGGAAAUGUAGGAACUCUGUGUGAGUGAGAGGUGAACCUAUUGGUUCAGUAGGUAGAGACCAAGUAUCUAUGUGAUAGAAGAAGCACAUAGAGUGCAAUAGGACAUGAGUUGUUUCAGGGAUUCAUCCACCAGUUUAAAAGCCCUCUCUAGUCCCCUUGUCCUUUAGGAAACCAUGCAAACCGAGAUCCACUUAACAACAAUAAUUUAUCCACUGAUCAGUCUACACUGAUUCUGAUCAGACAGCUAAUCUGACUUGGAGAUUUACUGUUUUAUAGGACACAGAUAAAACUGGACUUUGGGAGUGAUCUCUCCUGUCAAUAUGUUUAUUUCCUCUGUCUACAGCAGAUGGGAAUUUUCUGUUUUAGAUAUGAGCUUUUUUAUUUUUACUCCUAUUGUAAUAAAGGGUAUUCUUUUUCCUCUUUCAAGUUGAUACAGUAUAAACAUUUAUGUGUCUACAAACCAUCUUCAUCUUCGUGUGUCCACUGCCCUUUCCUCCCCCUGGUGGGAGUCUUCUGCACCAACAGGGUUUCUUCUCCCCUGGAGAAGUUAUUCAGAUACGCUGUUCAUAAGCCAUCUGAAAUCAACACCCUUUCUUCCACACAGAAAAGGGCUAACCACAACAUAGCAGGAAUCUCUGAAUAUUUCCUACUAAAUUUUUUGAAAGUAUGAUAUUGUUUGGGAUAAAAAUUAUAUCCGUUUUUACUAGCAAAUGUAUGGGCAGGGUAAUUUUGUCACUGUCUUUAACUUUUGAAUUUCUUCUUCUUCCUCUUUCUCUUUAGUAAGAGUUGGAAAGAAAAUCCAAAACUGAAGCAUCAGGCUGUCACAUUCCAAUUGCUAUUCUCACACUCUUAGGUUUGGCCAUAUUGACCUAGUUUAAACAUUUGUUAUCCAUGGCUUUUAAGGAACAAACAAGUCAUGAGAAAGGCAGUCCCUUUUCUUUCCAGAGAUGUAAAAUGUCAUCUGGCAUGCAACCUUGUGUAUGGAAAGUUACCUGUUAAACACACAUAUGUACAAAUAUAUACAUACAUUUACACAUAUGUACAUAUUAUUGCACAAAUAAGAAAUGUUCGUGCUUUCUAUGUUGCCUGGUAUACAGACACACUGUUAAAAGGGUCUUGAAUCUCUUUUAGCAAGAUCUGAGCAGUUUUAUAAUGAGAAAGCAACAGUGUUUCUCAAAUUAAGUCAAUAUUUAUUUUAAAUUACAGUUUUUUAUAAAGGAAAAGAAGGGGAGGGGGGAAGACCUGAAGGAGCCAUAUAUAUGGAGUGAGUAUUUCUACAUAACCAAAUAUUUAUAAGGAAACAGGAGAACAUGAAUAGUACCUUCUUUUGUGUAAAGCCCAGGUAGAUACCUCUUUACCAAGGCAGACACCUCUACCAGCCUUCCUCUUUACCAAGUCCCAGGCUUAUAUUCCAACUCUUUAAGCUCUGCUCUCUCUCAGGGGGUCUUUGUGUUUGUUACAUUUCACCAACCUCCCCAUAACAUCCCCCACAACAUUUUAAAAUGGUUUUUAAAGACCAAUUUGUGCUAGAUAGAGUUCUAAAGUAAGAGCUUUUGUUAGAACUAAAGGCUUCAUGCCUAGGCAUUUCAGCAUUUGAGUAUUUUCUUGACCCUUAACAGUUAUCUUAUAAUUUCUUACCUCAUCCUUAUAUGGUCAGAAUCACUUAAUAGAAAAAAAAAAGAUCACUAAUUCUGAAGUAAUAGGUUGUAUUGAGGGAGUAUAUGAAUAGAUGUGUUCUUGUUGGUGGCUUGCUUUCAGCUCUAGCAGUGUUUAAUUCACUCUUCAAAAAUUCUUCAGUUGACCAGGCACCAGUGGCUCACACAUAUAAUCCUAGCUACCCAGGAGGCUGAGAUCUGAGAUUGAGGUUC
Messenger RNA from Dipodomys ordii (Ord's kangaroo rat), 6706 nucleotides. RefSeq names its product RAS protein activator like 2 (gene Rasal2). Gene Ontology annotation, biological process: regulation of GTPase activity. The record is from RefSeq and is a predicted model, not a curated record. Lineage: Eukaryota; Metazoa; Chordata; Mammalia; Rodentia; Heteromyidae. The transcript is spliced from 18 exons. Bases 255 to 4484 code for a protein of 1409 amino acids.